AUGCCGCGCUCAUUCCUGGUGAAGAGCAAGAAGGCGCACACCUCCCACAGGCCACGCGCGCGGGAGGACGGCCCGCUCUGGCCGCCAGUCCUUGGCCCCGUGCCACAGGAGUCGGGCCUGAGCGCCACCCCCGUCCUCAGCACGCUGCUCCCGAGCCCCGGCCUGGACUGGGCCCCCCUCAAGCGGGGGCCAGAGCUGGACCCAGAGUCCAGCCUAACCCGGACGACCAGUCACAUGGCACCUGCCCCCACCCCAGAAUGUGCCGCUGUGAGGCCCCAUGCCAUGGACUCACCGCCCUCCGACUGCCCCCCGUUCUACAAGCCGAGUUUCUCCUGGGACACCCUGGCCUCAACCUACAGCCACAGCUACGGGCAGGCCGCCUCCACCAUGCAGUCCGCCUUUCUGGAGCGGGCCGUCAGCCUGUACGGCAGCCCCCUGGUGCCCAGCGCUGAGCCGCCUCUAGACUUCAGCGUUCGCUAUUCCCCGGGCCUGGACACAUACCACUGCAUCAAAUGCAACAAGGUCUUCUCCACGCCCCACGGGCUGGAGGUGCACGCCCGCCGUUCCCACAGCGGGACCAGGCCCUUCGCCUGCGACGUCUGCGGCAAGUCCUUCGGGCACGCGGUGAGCCUGGAGCAGCACACGCUCGUCCACUCCCAGGGGAUCCCGGCCGGGUCCAGCCCUGCGCCCAGCGCCCCGCCGGCGCCUGACCCCCCGGCGCCCCGUUUCCCCCGGCAGGAGCGCACGUUCGAGUGCCGGAUGUGCGGGAAAGCCUUCAAGCGCUCGUCCACGCUGUCCACGCACCUGCUCAUCCACUCGGACACGCGGCCCUACCCCUGCCAGUUCUGCGGCAAGCGCUUCCACCAGAAGUCAGACAUGAAGAAGCACACGUACAUCCACACGGGUGAGAAGCCGCACAAGUGCCAGGUGUGCGGGAAGGCCUUCAGCCAGAGCUCCAACCUCAUCACGCACAGCCGGAAGCACACGGGCUUCAAACCCUUCAGCUGCGAGCUGUGCGCCAAAGGGUUCCAGCGCAAAGUGGACCUGCGGCGACACCGGGAGAGCCAACACAACCUCAAGUGAGGCCAC
Sorex fumeus (smoky shrew) is the source of this 1089-nucleotide messenger RNA. It is a transcript of the gene GFI1B, whose product is annotated as growth factor independent 1B transcriptional repressor. The record is from RefSeq and is a predicted model, not a curated record. Bases 1 to 1083 code for a protein of 360 amino acids. NCBI's taxonomy places the organism in Eukaryota, Metazoa, Chordata, Mammalia, Eulipotyphla, Soricidae. Gene Ontology annotation, molecular function: RNA polymerase II cis-regulatory region sequence-specific DNA binding; DNA-binding transcription activator activity, RNA polymerase II-specific. Gene Ontology annotation, biological process: regulation of transcription by RNA polymerase II. The transcript is spliced from 6 exons. Gene Ontology annotation, cellular component: nucleus.